AUGAAUGAACUGGACCCAGAGAAGGACUCUUGGAAAGACAGACCAUCCACUGCGGUGGCGGUGAAAGGACUCAUGAAAAAUUGUGCCCAGGGUUACGCCUGUGAAAAAGUGGGGGUACAAGGUGACAGGGUGGGGCAGCAACAGAAGAGUAUGGGGACCUGUCUGGGGCAUUUCUACAUGUCCCAAGUGUUAGCCCCUGAAUGUUGUGAAUUUAAGUCAUCUGUCCACCAAAGCCCCAUGCCAGCCCCAGAAACACUAGAAGGACCAAGAGGACUGGGGACGCACCCCUUCACCAUGUGUGGGGAGAACUCAGGUACUUCAAGCCUUGGUCCUCCCUCCCAGCUUUGUACAGAGAAGAAGGCAUACAGUUGCGGACAGUGUGGCAAGGUUUGCAGCUAUAAGUCGUCCCUGUGGAAGCACCAACAAAUUCACACCGGGGAGAAGCCAUAUGUGUGCGGACAGUGUGGCAAAUCCUUCACCCAGAAGGGUAACAUCAUCUUACACCAGAGGAUGCACACCGGGGAGAAGCCAUAUGUAUGUGGUGAGUGUGGCAAGUCAUUCAGAGAGAAAAAGCGCCUCAUUGAGCAUCACAGGACACACACUGGGGAGAAGCCGUACAAGUGUGGGGACUGCAGUAAGGCCUUCAGAGAGAAUAGGCGCCUCAUUGAGCAUAAGAGGAUGCACACAGGAGAGAAGCCGUACAAGUGCAGGGACUGCAGCAAGACCUUCAACCAGAAUAGGAGCCUCAUUGAGCAUCAGAGGACGCACACCGGGGAAAAGCCAUAUGUGUGUGGGGAUUGCGGCAAGGCCUUCACCCAGAACAGAAGCCUUAUCGGGCAUCAGAGGACACACACCGGAGAGAAGCCGUACGUAUGUACUGACUGCGAGAAGGCCUUCACUCAGAAGUCGAGCCUUAUAGUGCAUCAGAGGACGCACACUGGAGAGAAGCCUUAUGUGUGUGCGGACUGUGGCAAGUCUUUCAUCCUGAACAAGAUCCUCAUUGUGCAUCAGAGGACACACACUGGGGAGAAGCCAUACAUAUGUAUUGGCUGCGGUAAGGCCUUUAGCAAGAAAGGGAACCUUGUCCUGCAUGAGAGGACGCACACCGGAGAAAAGCCGUACUCGUGCGGAAGCUGCAGCAAGGCCUUCAGCCAGAAAUCGAGCCUCAUAGUGCAUCAGAGGACACACACUGGAGAGAAGCCAUAUGUGUGUGGGGACUGCGGCAAGGCCUUCAGCCUAAACAGGAUCCUCCUCGUGCAUCAGAGGACGCACAUGAGGGAGAAGCCUUAUGCCUGUGGAAAGGCCUUGAGCAAUAAGUCUAGCCUCAUUGUGCAUCAGUCAAUGCACAGCGGGGAGAAGCAGCAUGCCUCUGGGGACUGUGGCAGGGCUUUCAGUCAAAACCGUAGUCUCGUCGAGCAUCAACGUAUGCAUAUUGUGGAGAAGCUUUAUAAGUGCAGCCAGUGUGGCAAAGCCUUCAUCAAGAAUUGGAGACCUAAGUGGGAGAGAAGCCCUACGAGAGUGGCAACUGGUCAAAACUUCGUCAGGAACUUCAUCCUCACCCAAAACCAGAGGAGGAUGUACCUGUACCACAGAAUGGGAGUCUGGAACUCAGAAUCCACCCCCCGAUCCCUCCAGAACCCCGCCUUCUUCACCGGGUACCGCGAGGCCUUCUGGGACAGGGAGUCUCGCGACCACCGCUCUGGGGCCCUUCGGCUCAGCCGCUCUCGCUCUGAGCGGAAUCAGGAGAGGACGGGACGGGCGCGGGGGUUUCUGGGAAGUGUACCUGCUCAUGCCCGGGUCGCCAUGGGCACUGGAAGGAUGGCCACCCAGCUGCGGACCAAGAACAUCCUGGGGUCGGUGGCAUUCAGGGAUGUGAUUGUGGACUUCACCCCGGAGGAGUGGCAGCAGCUGAAGCCUGCGCAGAAGGACCUGUACAGGGACGUGAUGAUGGAGACCUACUGGAACCUCGUGUCAUUGGACUUGGAAACUAAACAAAACAUGAGUGAACCAGACCCAGAGAAGGAUUCUUGGGAAGAUAGACCGUCCAUUGCGGUGGCAGUGGAAGGUCUCAGGAAAAAUGGAGCCCAGGGUUACGCCGGUGAAACAGCAGGGAUACUGGGUGACAGGGAUGGGCAACAACACAGGAGCACAGGAACCUGUUUACAACAUUUGGACAUGUCACAAGUGUUAGCACCUGAGUGUUGUGAAUUUAAGACAUUCGUCCACCAAAGCCCCAUGUCAUCCCCGGCAAGACUGGAAGAACCAAGAGGACCGGGGACCCACCCCUUCACCAUGUGUGUGAAGAGCUCAGGUACUUCACACCUCGGUCCUUUCUCUGAACUUUGUGCAGAGAAGAAGACAUACAAUUGUGGACAGUGUGACAAGACUUUCAGCUACAGUUCGUCUCUGCGGAAGCACCAACUAAUCCACACUGGGGAGAAGCCAUAUAUGUGUGGAGUGUGCAGCAAGUCCUUCAGGCAGAAGGGUGACAUUAUCCUACACCAGAGAACGCACACCGGGGAGAAGCCAUAUGUGUGCAGGGACUGCGGCAAGGCAUUCAUAGAGAAUAGGCGCCUUAUCGAGCAUCAGAGGACACACACUGGGGAGAAGCCGUACAUGUGCGGCGACUGUGGCAAGGCCUUUAGCAAGAGACGGAACCUUGUACUGCAUGAGAGGACACACACUGGGGAGAAGCCAUAUGUGUGCGGGGACUGUGGCAAGGCCUUCAGAGAGAAUAGGUGCCUCAUUGAGCAUCAGAGGACACACACUGGAGAGAAGCCAUAUAUGUGCAGGUACUGCGGCAAAUCUUUCAGUGUGAACAGGAUCCUCAUUGUGCAUCAGAGGAUGCACACCGGGGAGAAACUGUACACGUGCGCAGACUGUGGCAAGCCCUUCAACCAAAAAUGGAACCUCAUCGAACAUCAGAGGACACACACUGGAGAGAAGCCAUACGUGUGCAGGUAUUGUGGGAAGGGCUUCAGCCAGAAUAGGAGCCUCAUUGGGCAUCAGAGAACGCACACUGGAGAGAAACCUUAUGUGUGCGAGGACUGUGGCAAGUCCUUCAGUCUCAACAGAAGCCUCAUAGUUCAUCAGAGGACACACACCAGAGAGAAGCCAUACUCAUGUGGAAACUGUGGCAAACUCUUCCGCCAGCAAUCGAGCCUUAUUGUGCAUCAGAGAACACACACAGGGGCGAAGCCAUAUGCAUGUGGGGACUGUGGCAAGGCCUUCAGUCAGAAAUCAAGCCUCAUAGUACAUCAGAGGACACACACUGGAGAGAAGCCAUAUGUGUGCGGGCACUGCGGCAAGGCCUUUAUCAAGAAAGGAAAACUCAUCCUGCAUCAGAAGACACAUACCCAGGAGAAGCUAUAGGCAUGUGGGGACUGCAGCAAAGCCUUCAUUCAGAAUGGUAGCCUCAUUGAGCAUCAAAGAAUACACUCUGGGGAGAAGCUGUAUAUGGGAGGCCAGUGCCACAAGGCCUUUAGCAAGAACUCCUUGUUCAGGAAGCACAGGCAAAUGCACACUGAGGAGUAGCCCUGCCGGUGCUCCAAGUGCCAGAAGGACUUCAUGACAUGCUUGUCCCUGUAGAAUCACCUGACCAGCCACCCCAUGGAGAACCUUUAUAAGUGCGGCAAAGCCUUCAUUAGGAGCUUUUUGCUCCCUGUCCACUGGAGGAUCCCUGUGAGGCAUAAGCCCUGUAAGUGUGGCAAGUGCAGGAAAACCUUCAGCAAGAACCUCAACCUCACAUGACACCAGAGGAGGAUGUACAGGUAGCAGAUGUGAAUGGGAUCUCAGAAUCCACACUCUACUGGCAGGUCCUGAGCCCAUGGGCCAGUGCCAGACUUGACAUUGGAGCCCACGGGGAGAUGUAAGAGAAGUCCUGCCCAGACAGGUCUGAGGGCUGUGGGCAUGGGGAACAGGCCACACCAUGCUCACCAGCUGCUUCCAGAGGAUCUGCAGGGUCAUGUGGAAAGCAAGUCCUCCUACUGAUCUAGUAUCUGGGAGUGUGGCCGGGGCACCGUGGCUCCAAACCGAGCUGGAAAAAACUGUCUGUGAGAUUGGACAACACAUUUAGUGUCUCUGGGUCUCCAUCUUUUCAAUAGUAAAGUGGAGGAGGUGGAGGAGGAAGAAAGAGGGGGAUGUGCGCUUCAUGGGGACAUGGUCAGUUUGUCACACAUGCCUGGAUCUAGUCCAGAGAUUGGGUUGUCGCCAUCUGUAUGUUUCCUUGUUUUCCCCACACACAGCCCCUAGUUUCCCUGCAACACCAGCUGGAAGGCCCCACGCCCAUAAGCUGUAGAAGUUACCAGGUGGGUCAUGAGGAGAAAUAAUAUUUUUCAGGAUUAGGAAGUAACAGUCACUUCAGAUACCAAAGUUUCUCAUAGUGCUCUUUUGAAUUUUUUAAAAAAUAAAUCUUUUAGUUAAUUGACACCAACAUCAUUUUUUUUUCUAAAAUUUUA
Messenger RNA from Pteronotus mesoamericanus, 4457 nucleotides. RefSeq names its product zinc finger protein 569-like. Gene Ontology annotation, biological process: negative regulation of transcription by RNA polymerase II. NCBI's taxonomy places the organism in Eukaryota, Metazoa, Chordata, Mammalia, Chiroptera, Mormoopidae. The transcript has 7 exons. Gene Ontology annotation, molecular function: DNA-binding transcription repressor activity, RNA polymerase II-specific. The record is from RefSeq and is a predicted model, not a curated record.